Hyla sarda is the source of this 2485-nucleotide messenger RNA. RefSeq names its product MOK protein kinase (gene MOK). NCBI's taxonomy places the organism in Eukaryota, Metazoa, Chordata, Amphibia, Anura, Hylidae. The transcript is spliced from 12 exons. The record is from RefSeq and is a predicted model, not a curated record. Gene Ontology annotation, molecular function: ATP binding; protein serine/threonine kinase activity. The coding region runs from base 243 to 1433 and encodes 396 amino acids. Gene Ontology annotation, cellular component: nucleus; cytoplasm. Gene Ontology annotation, biological process: protein phosphorylation; intracellular signal transduction.
UGCCCACCUGACGUCACACGAUCCCUAACGACAGUAGCAUUUAGCCUUUCCCUUAGUGACAGGCAGAGGCCGCGGUGUCACAGGGUUGCGGUUGCCUAGGAGACGUACAACAUGGCGCCCUGACUGCAGUUCCCUGCUCUCCCGGAGUGACUGAAUGACCCGGAGAAGACGGGGAUGGGGGAGACAUAAUGCCAGUGCGGGCCCGGUGUGUGACAGCCUCCUCCGUGUGACCGGCGGCCACCAUGAACAGAUAUAAAACAAUCCAGAAAAUAGGGGAAGGGACGUUUUCGGAAGUUGUGAAGACCCAAAGUUUAAAAGACGGACAGUACUACGCGUGCAAGAAGAUGAAGCAGCUGUAUAAGAGCAUUGAGCAGGUAAACAAUGUGAGAGAGAUUCAGGCGCUGCGAAGACUGAGCCCGCACCCCAAUAUCCUCAUGCUGCAUGAAGUGCUCUACGACAGAAAAUCCGGAUGCCUGGCCCUGAUCUGCGAAUUGAUGGAUAUGAACAUCUAUGAGUUAAUCAGAGAGAGAAGACAGCCCCUACCGGAGAGUAAGAUCAUGAACUACAUGUACCAGCUGUGUAAGUCUCUGGAGCACAUACACAGAAAUGGCAUUUUUCACCGUGACGUAAAACCAGAGAAUAUUCUAAUAAAGCAAGAUGUCCUAAAACUCGCAGACUUUGGCUCGUGUCGUAGCGUUUUCUCCAAGCAGCCGUACACAGAGUAUAUUUCUACCCGCUGGUAUCGAGCCCCCGAGUGUCUCCUGACUGACGGAUACUACACCUACAAAAUGGACCUGUGGAGCGCCGGCUGUGUUUUUUACGAGAUCUGCAGCCUCCAUCCUCUCUUCCCUGGUUUGAAUGAACUAGACCAGAUAUCCAAAAUCCACGACAUCCUGGGCACCCCGACCACAGCCGUCCUGCGGAAGUUUAAACAGUCAAGAGCUAUGAAUUUUGAUUUCCCACCUAAGAAGGGGAGCGGGAUCAGACAUUUGUUACCCGGCCUCUCACCUGAAGGCAUCGAUCUGAUAACCGCCAUGCUGGACUACAGUCCUGACGACAGACUCAGCGCCGGUAAAGCCCUCCAGCACCCCUAUUUUGAGGAGCCCAGGACUUUAGAGAAGCAUUCCCUGUCUCGUAAGAUAGGACUGAGCGAGAAGUCAAACACUGCAGCCUCGAUGAAUUAUCUAAUGCGGAUCGCGGGACAGGGGCGAAGGCAGCAGACCAUGAGGCCACUACCAGAUCUUGGAUUCCGCGGACCUACCUUCCCAAUGGAGCUGCCAAAACUUAAUGUACCGGGGGCAUCAAAGUCUGUACCCUUCUCCACACUCAAGUUUCAGUCUGUUUUCCCUACUCCUGUAAACGGCGGCAAACUUCCCAUAAUUCCAAGCGUGAAGUACAUAGACACCAAGAUAUACCUAAAUAGGACAAAGUAAAAGGACGGGGUGUUAUGGAAACCUGCGACAGACGGAGCAGCAUCUUACCGCAAGAGCAAAUAAAAGUAUGUUUAUUACAGCUUGGAUCCACAGUGAAAUAUCAGCUGACCAAUAAAACAGAAGGCAUAUGCAAAAAAAAUAAAAAAAAUAAAAACCUUUUUAUAAUAUGUAUCUCUUUAAUUAGAAAUCACUAUUUUCAUAUAAUGAAAAUGACUAGUGUAAUGAUCAAACACCUCCCCCCCAUUACAUUAUUUAUACAUAUCAUACAGAGGCAUUAGAAACCACAAUAUUAAAAUAAAGGUUUAAUAGAUACAAAGGAUCAUUUUAAUUUUCACAACAGGUUUUUUUUUCCUUUUUCUCCUGGGAAUUAUUCCCCCUCCCCCCUUUUUUUAUAUAUAUACGGUAAUUCUUUUAUUUUUAUUACACCCAAAAGUAAUUUUUCUCAACUUGCAAUUAACUAUUUAAGUGCAAACAUUUUUUCUUAAUUAAAAAAAAUAUAAUUACGGUAAAACUAAAAAUUGCAGCUUCCAUCUUCCUGAAAAUUUUAAAUUACAAUUUUAAAGUCACUAAAGAUAAAAUGACUGUUCAUAUCAAGUGCAUUCCAGAGACGCUUAUCCAAACCAACGUUUGUCCCCCCUCCAAAACUGCGGCUCUCCAGCUGUUGCAAAAACUACAAUCCCCAGCAUGCCCUGACAGCCGAAAGUGCAAAACUACAAUCCCCAGCAUGCCCUGACAGCCGAAGGCUGUCAGGGCAUGACGGGGAUUGUAGUUUUGCAAUACCUGGAGAGUCGUAAUUUGAGGGGGGAGGAACAUUGGUCUAAAAAAAAAUAAUAAUAAACAAAAUAGAAAAAAAUUAAUCAGUGCAAUACACAAUGGUGGAUUAAUUCUUACCAUCUAUUAAUAAUAAUAAAAAAAAAAUUACUGGGGAUUUUCAAUAAGCAGACUUUAUUUUACAUUAUAUUUAUAAAGAUUAAAUUACAUUAAAGUCGAAAAAGUAUAAAGCAAAAAGAGGAAUGAAUGUACUAGUAUUGAGUUUCACUGUAACGUCUAAG